AUGCCUUCAAGAGAAAUCAUCAGUACGGCUACCGGGAUCAAAUCACCACUAUUGUCGCAAGCGGUCAAAUAUGGCGACACGAUCUAUGUUAGCGGGAAUGUGGGUAUGAACUUUGUAACGAGCAGGAUGGCAGAGGGUGAUAUAGCAGAUCGCACGAGACAAGCUCUUCUUAAUAUUGAGGCGACGCUGAGGGAGGCAGGUAGCGGUUUGCAGAAUCUCCUCAAGGUCAACAUCUACCUCACCAGCAUGCAAGACUAUGCUGCAAUGAACAAGGUCUACACAGAGAUGAUUCCUGACCCUAAACCUGCUAGGACGUGCGUAGCUGUCGCUGAGCUGCCGAUGAAAACAGACGUCGAGAUUGAGUGUACCGCACACUUGUGA
Messenger RNA from Lithohypha guttulata, 381 nucleotides. RefSeq lists its product as uncharacterized. Gene Ontology annotation, molecular function: deaminase activity. Gene Ontology annotation, cellular component: cytosol; mitochondrion. The coding region runs from base 1 to 381 and encodes 126 amino acids. The record is from RefSeq and is a predicted model, not a curated record. The transcript has 4 exons. Lineage: Eukaryota; Fungi; Ascomycota; Eurotiomycetes; Chaetothyriales; Trichomeriaceae.